AGAUCUGGACUCUGGAGGUGGCUCUUAACUCGGAAUUGUAAUCGUCUGGUCCAACUUUCCCUGGAUAAUUCUGAACGCCAAUUACUCCGAAUCCAUGACGACAAAGUGGCCAUGGCAACCCCUAAUCCCGGCGAGAACUCUUCUUCUAUAUCAUACUCCAAGGCAGUUCAUUCCUAUCCGGCACAUGGCGCCUAUACAAGCAUUCAAGCGCAGUGAUUUUGAUAUGUUAGCAAGGCGAAUAGCCUCCGUCGGUACUUGGAAAGACGCCUGGCUGCGAGCAAACGACAGCUUCGAGUAUUUUGUUUACGAAACGAAGAAGACAGCUGAGAUUAUCGACCGUAGAUAUGGGGUGUUGCAACGACUUUCGGUUGCAGCUCAAUCCACUGCCUACCGUGCCCGUGAAAUCGACCGGAAAUUAGAGAUUUCUCGUCGUUGGCACACCUUUACUCUGGAUUUCAGUCGAAAUUGGCCUAUGUACAAGAAGCAGCUGAGUGACAUUCUGGAGACUCCAAUUGGAAGAGCUGUUGGGACACUUGUCUUCAUUUGGUUUGCUCUAUCAGGAUGGUUGUCCCAGUUUCUGGUUCUUGCAGUUUGGGUGUUGCCGUUUACUGGGCUUCUUUUUAUAGUUACUGAAGCCGAGAAACUAAAAAUUCAGGGAAAUUGCCCGUCUUGUAGAAGUAAGUUUAUUGGAUAUAAAUUCCAAAGAGUUUGCUGCACUAGUUGUGGAAACAUUGUUUGGCAGCCACAAGAUGAUUCUUUUUCCAAAACUGGACGGCAUACCAAGUCUUCUUCCAAGUCGCAAGCAGAUGUCAUUGAUGUUGAGUUUGAAGAGAAAUAACAGGGGCCAGUUUGCCUGAUAUGGAUUUUCUACAUGUGGAUACACAUGCUAUGUACAUUGUUGAGUCUUUAAUUUCCAUAUUUUAUCCCCCAUUUCUUAUAGGGUUUCUAUACAUUAGUUGCAAAUUAUGACCACUUUGAGCGUAUUUUCUAUAUUUGUGCAUUAUAGGUACCAAAAUACAUUUUAUAUCUUAAAUGGGUAAUUUUAAUACUCUUUUGUACUAGUCAAUUCAUGCUUUGCACUUUAAUUUAGAUAUACAAUUAUUUAGAUCUUGAGCAUAAUUGACAUUUGGG
Messenger RNA from Cuscuta campestris, 1131 nucleotides. NCBI's taxonomy places the organism in Eukaryota, Viridiplantae, Streptophyta, Magnoliopsida, Solanales, Convolvulaceae. The record is from the annotation of a GenBank genome assembly.